UCAGAAUAGCUAAUGUCUUCUUUGGGCUUCUAUUUGAUUCUCUCUCUCUCUCUCUCCCUUCUAAGGUUGGUAGGAGAACAUCGGAGCUAUUUUCUCUUUGAUGCCAAGAUACGCCAAGCUAGGAGCACGCGUCUUUGUUCACAGUCAUCCACCAAGAACAGGCCUGCAGGACGUGGGGACUGAGACCAGAGCUUCAUUGCACCUUGGCCAUUGCUGUGGGCAUGGCCUGUGCGGGCACCUGAGCGUCGCCCGAGUGGUGAGGAGCACCAGCAUGGUUUACCCCGUUGGCAGCCCUCAGCCACCUCACUGCUGAAGCUGCCCUGGAGAGACUUGUGGGAGCUGCUCUGCCCAUGCUCAGCCAGGCUGUGGGGCCAGGGGCCUGCCGGGGCUAGGAGGGGCCUGCCGUCCAUGGAUCUCUAGGGAUUUCCGAGAUGCCUGGGAAGAGAGGCUGGGGCUGGUGGUGGGCCCGGCUGCCCUUUUGCCUGCUCCUCAGCCUGUAUGUCCCUUGGGUGCCUUCCUCCCUGGGGAAGCCCAAGGGCCACCCCCACAUGAAUUCCAUCCGAAUAGAUGGGGACAUCACACUGGGAGGCCUGUUCCCGGUGCACGGCCGGGGCGCAGAGGGCAAGGCCUGUGGAGAACUUAAGAAGGAAAAGGGCAUCCACCGGCUGGAGGCCAUGCUGUUUGCUCUGGAUCGCAUCAACAGUGACCCGGACCUGCUGCCCAACAUCACGCUGGGCGCCCGCAUUCUGGACACCUGCUCGAGGGACACCCACGCCCUCGAGCAGUCACUGACCUUUGUGCAGGCGCUCAUCGAGAAGGACGGUACGGAGGUCCGCUGUGGCAGUGGCGGCCCGCCCAUCAUCACCAAACCCGAACGCGUGGUGGGUGUCAUUGGUGCUUCAGGGAGCUCAGUGUCCAUCAUGGUGGCCAACAUCCUCCGUCUGUUCAAGAUCCCCCAGAUCAGCUACGCCUCCACAGCCCCCGACCUGAGUGACAACAGCCGCUACGACUUCUUCUCCCGCGUGGUGCCCUCGGACACGUACCAGGCCCAGGCCAUGGUGGACAUCGUCCGCGCCCUCAAGUGGAACUACGUGUCCACGCUGGCCUCGGAGGGCAGCUACGGCGAGAGUGGCGUGGAGGCCUUCAUCCAGAAGUCCCGCGAGGAUGGGGGCGUGUGCAUCGCCCAGUCAGUGAAGAUACCUCGGGAGCCCAAGCCAGGGGAGUUUGACAAGAUCAUCAGGCGCCUUCUGGAGACCUCAAAUGCCAGGGGGAUCAUCAUCUUUGCCAAUGAGGAUGACAUCAGGCGUGUGCUGGAGGCAGCACGGAAGGCCAACCAGACAGGCCACUUCUUCUGGAUGGGCUCGGACAGCUGGGGCUCCAAGAUCGCACCUGUGCUGCACCUGGAGGAGGUGGCUGAGGGCGCUGUCACUAUCCUCCCUAAGAGGAUGUCCGUGCGAGGCUUCGACCGCUACUUCUCCAGCCGCACGCUGGACAACAACCGGCGCAACAUCUGGUUUGCCGAGUUCUGGGAAGACAACUUCCACUGCAAGCUGAGCCGCCACGCGCUCAGGAAGGGCAGCCACGUGAAGAAGUGCACCAACCGAGAGCGCAUUGGGCAGGACUCGGCGUACGAGCAGGAGGGGAAGGUGCAGUUUGUGAUCGACGCUGUGUACGCCAUGGGCCACGCGCUGCACGCCAUGCACCGGGACCUGUGUCCGGGCCGAGUGGGGCUCUGCCCACGCAUGGAUCCCGUAGACGGCUCCCAGCUGCUCAAGUACAUCCGCAGUGUCAACUUCUCAGGCAUUGCAGGGAACCCUGUGACCUUCAACGAGAAUGGGGAUGCGCCUGGGCGCUAUGACAUCUACCAGUACCAAUUGCGCAACGGCUCUGCUGAGUACAAAGUCAUUGGCUCCUGGACUGACCACCUGCACCUUAGAAUAGAGCGGAUGCUCUGGCCGGGGAGUGGGCAGCAGCUGCCCCGUUCCAUCUGCAGCCUGCCCUGCCAGCCAGGAGAGCGGAAGAAGACAGUGAAGGGCAUGCCCUGCUGCUGGCACUGCGAGCCCUGCACUGGGUACCAGUACCAGGUGGACCGCUACACCUGCAAGACGUGUCCCUAUGACAUGAGGCCCACGGAGAACCGCACUGGCUGCCGGCCCAUCCCCAUUAUCAAGCUGGAAUGGGCCUCACCUUGGGCCGUGCUGCCCCUCUUCCUGGCUGUGGUGGGCAUCGCAGCCACGCUUUUCGUGGUGGUCACCUUCGUGCGCUACAACGACACCCCCAUUGUCAAGGCCUCGGGCCGCGAGCUGAGCUACGUGCUGCUGGCGGGCAUCUUCCUGUGCUAUGCCACCACCUUCCUCAUGAUUGCGGAGCCCGACCUGGGGACCUGUUCUCUGCGCCGUAUCUUCCUGGGGCUCGGCAUGAGCAUCAGCUACGCAGCCCUGCUCACCAAGACCAACCGCAUCUACCGCAUCUUUGAGCAGGGCAAGCGGUCGGUCAGCGCCCCGCGGUUCAUCAGCCCCGCCUCGCAGCUGGCCAUCACCUUCAGCCUCAUCUCGCUACAGCUGCUGGGCAUCUGCGUGUGGUUUGUGGUGGACCCCUCCCACUCAGUGGUGGACUUCCAGGACCAGCGGACGCUCGAUCCCCGCUUUGCCAGGGGCGUGCUCAAGUGCGACAUCUCGGACCUGUCGCUUAUCUGCCUGCUGGGCUACAGCAUGCUACUCAUGGUCACGUGCACGGUGUAUGCCAUCAAGACGCGCGGCGUGCCCGAGACCUUCAACGAGGCCAAGCCCAUCGGCUUCACCAUGUACACCACCUGCAUUGUCUGGCUGGCCUUCAUUCCCAUUUUCUUUGGCACCUCACAAUCGGCAGACAAGCUGUACAUCCAGACGACCACGCUGACGGUGUCGGUGAGCCUGAGCGCCUCGGUGUCGCUGGGGAUGCUCUACCUGCCCAAGGUCUACACCAUCCUCUUCCACCCGGAGCAGAACGUGCCCAAGCGCAAGCGCAGCCUCAAAGCCGUCGUCACCGCCGCCGCCAUGUCCAACAAGUUCACGCAGAAGGGCGGCUUCCGGCCCAACGGCGAGGCCAAGUCCGAGCUCUGCGAGGGCCUGGAUGCCCCAGUGCUGGCCACCAAACAGACUUACGUUACCUACACCAACCACGCAAUCUAGCGAGGCCGCCAGAGCCGAGCAGGAGGAGGAACUGAGGCCCUUGUGGAUGGUACGUCGAGCCGGGGCCCAGCUGAUGUCCUGCCGACCCGUGGGCACCCACGGAUGUGGCUUGGUGCUGAGGACAGCGGAGCCCCAGUGAUCACUGUUGGGUAGCCUGGGCAAGCCAGGCGGGCGGCAGGAGGAGGAGGAGGGGCUGGAGCAGCUUCAGCCCCCCAAGAGCCUGCAUUUCGGACCAGGGCCCCUCCUGGCCCCCAGUCAGGGGCUCAGGUUCCGUGGCCCCCAGCGUGGUUUUUUCUCUCUCCCUCUGUCUCCGCCUGUCCCGCGGGCGGCCUGUCUCCAUCCUACCUUUAUUUUCUCUUAGCUCUUUGUGUCGGUGUCUCCGCCCUUCGUCUCCAUGCCCUGUGCUGUUUUCCAUAUUCUUUUUCUUCUGCCCCUGCCCCCAGGUCUCCUGUCUUUACCCUCAGCUCCACCCUGGUCCCCCUGCGUUUUGCUUUCCGGAGCCGCGCUCCCCCACCUUCAUUUACAGCCAGCCUCUGCGCUCCCCUCCCUGCCCCCUUUCCUGAGUCACUCAAUCUUACCUGUCACAAAAGAGAAAAAAGGAAAAAAAUAUCAAAACACAAAAAAGCCAAACAAAAACAAAUCUCGAGUGUGUUGCAAAGUGCCGCGUCCUCCUGGUGGCCUGUGUG
Messenger RNA from Miniopterus natalensis, 3856 nucleotides. Lineage: Eukaryota; Metazoa; Chordata; Mammalia; Chiroptera; Miniopteridae. The record is from RefSeq and is a predicted model, not a curated record.